AAAUUUCAUCAAAUAUACUCUCAAUUCAAUUUCUACAGGGGAACAGAAGGGAGACAGAAACCCAAAGGCAAGCAAAUUCCCCCCAACUGGCUUUUCGUUUGGAGAGUAACAGUAAAACAGUCCCACCAACAAAAUUCUGGUCUUGAAAGUUCAAAAAUUGAAAAAAAAAAAUUAUUACUAUUUUUCAAAAUAAAAAGGGUUAAUUUUAAUUUUUAAUAAAUAAAUAAUACCCUUCUUUUGGACUUGAUUAUGGAAUGCGGAGGGCAAGCAGAGGGGGAAAAAGAUCGAAGCUUUUGAUUCUCUCUUCUUGUGACUUAUCGGCGCCACUCAUGGCUGGACGAACAGCAUGGUUGGUGGAUGGUCAGAGAAUUGCAACGAAAAUUAAGAGUGCAUCUGGCACAUUGGAUCCCCAGAAAGUAGUAUGGAGAAGCAACCCAGCAAGAGCUUGCCCUAAUUGCCAGCACAUUAUCGACAAUAGUGAUGUAUCUCAAGAGUGGCCAGGAUUGCCUAGAGGAGUGAAAUUUGAUCCAACUGAACAAGAGAUUAUAUGGCAUUUAAUGUCAAAAGCAGGUGUGGAAAAUUUGGAGCCGCAUCCAUUUAUUGAUGAGUUCAUCCUCACUGUUGACAAGGAUGAUGGAAUCUGUUAUACACAUCCUCAGAAUUUACCAGGUGUUAAGCAAGAUGGAAGUGUAUCCCAUUUCUUCCACAGGGCAAUCAAAGCUUACAAUACUGGAACUCGAAAGCGCAGGAAGAUACAAGGGGAUGAUGCUGCUGAUGUCCGCUGGCACAAGACUGGCAAGACUAAACCAGUGAUGAUAGAUGGUGUUCAGAAAGGCUGCAAGAAGAUUAUGGUUCUCUAUGUAACAGUCAGAGGUGGAAAAGCUGAGAAGACAAAUUGGGUGAUGCACCAGUACCACCUAGGAACCGAAGAGGAAGAAAAAGACGGGGAAUAUGUCAUCUCUAAAAUAUCUUAUCAGCAGCAACAACCUAAGCAGGGUGAUAAAACAGAGCAAGAUUUACCUGAAAUCACUGACACAACCACAAAAGCAGAUCCAGUCACUCCCACGUCUGUGACUCCUAAGCCUCCACGCAGUGAAAGGCGACUUCCUGAUUUUGAAUUGGGCCAGGAUGAUGCUUUUAACCAUAUAGAUCCUUCUGCUCAGGAUGUAGUAUAUGAGACUCAACCUGAGCGUGAAAAUCCUCGCUGCAAUGAUCAAUCCAAUCCAGAAAAUCAUGAUAAUCAGAUUCCUGAUAAUAAUGACAAGGAUCAUGAAGAGGACAAUCCAAAAUGGUGGGAGGGGGAGUCACAGUGUUUGUUGGAUUCACAGCAACUUGUAGAAGCAUUAUCUCUUUGUGAUGACCUCCUACAGAGCCAGUCUCCAAAUAGGGAUAUAGAUGGAAAUGGAGCACCGAAGAACAAAUCCUGUUUUUCUGAUUAUGCUCAAUUAGGAGCAGAGCAUCUAAAGAAGGACCUCGAGGAGUGUCAAAAUCUGGAACUUGACCCAGCAAACAUAGAACUUGAUACACCACCAGAGUUCCGUCUGAGUCAGCUGGAAUUUGGAUCUCAAGACAGCUUUAUUGCUUGGGGUGGUGGCAAAGAAAUCGACUAAAUGUAUUCAUCUUGGAUCAGGAAGGAGAAAGAAUUAAAUAUUUUGACAAAACUUAUUAGUUAAAUUACCAUCCUUGGAUGAAAUAUGAACUGUAAAUCUUUUGCUGAACGGUUUGAACUGUCUGUAUUUAACAAGGGUGAAGAAACUGUAUACUCAAUGCCAUGGGGAGCUGCUCCAUGUGCUUAUAAUCUUUCUCCUAUU
Rubroshorea leprosula is the source of this 1811-nucleotide messenger RNA. NCBI's taxonomy places the organism in Eukaryota, Viridiplantae, Streptophyta, Magnoliopsida, Malvales, Dipterocarpaceae. The record is from the annotation of a GenBank genome assembly.